UCUAUUUUACCUCUCGUCUCUCUCCUCGCGGUCGCUUCUCGUCUCGUCCCAAUCUACUCCUCCUCCUCGCGCUCCCCUCCCACCCUAGGGUUCGCCAUGGACAAGGGCGACGUCGCCGUGGCCGUGCCCCCCUCCAUCGCCGGCGCCUCCUCCUCCGGGGCCAAGAAGGGCAAGCGCUUCGAGAUCAAGAAGUGGAACGCUGUCUCCCUCUGGGCCUGGGACAUCGUCGUGGACAACUGCGCCAUCUGCCGCAACCACAUCAUGGACCUCUGCAUCGAGUGCCAGGCGAACCAGGCGAGCGCCACCAGCGAGGAGUGCACCGUCGCUUGGGGAGUUUGCAACCAUGCAUUCCACUUCCACUGCAUCAGCCGUUGGCUCAAGACCCGUCAAGUGUGCCCUCUAGACAACAGCGAGUGGGAGUUCCAGAAGUAUGGUCACUAGACAAUUCUCUUUCGGGAGCAAAAGCGGCUUCAAGUUUCUCGUAUCAAGUAUUAGCACUAAGUGAUAACUAAUGAUUACGAUGGGUAGGCUGCAUUGUUAAUGUUUCAGAAGCUUGUAUUUUCGGUAGAAACAUAUCAUGCUGGUAGCUCAGCGAAUCUCCUCAAACUUAUUUUCGCUGAAAUCAAGCAGCAGUUCGUAUUUACUAAGUUUUUUUCUGCUCAUGAUGUUCCAGCGGUAUAACUUUUUGCACA
This is a messenger RNA of Oryza sativa Japonica Group (Japanese rice), 692 nucleotides long. RefSeq lists its product as uncharacterized. Gene Ontology annotation, biological process: protein ubiquitination; ubiquitin-dependent protein catabolic process. NCBI's taxonomy places the organism in Eukaryota, Viridiplantae, Streptophyta, Magnoliopsida, Poales, Poaceae. The record is from RefSeq and is a predicted model, not a curated record. Gene Ontology annotation, molecular function: ubiquitin protein ligase activity; cullin family protein binding; zinc ion binding. Gene Ontology annotation, cellular component: cullin-RING ubiquitin ligase complex; nucleus.